Messenger RNA from Magallana angulata, 2180 nucleotides. RefSeq lists its product as uncharacterized. The transcript has 5 exons. Lineage: Eukaryota; Metazoa; Mollusca; Bivalvia; Ostreida; Ostreidae. The record is from RefSeq and is a predicted model, not a curated record. Bases 163 to 855 code for a protein of 230 amino acids.
CUAUUUAUAUGUUGAUGCAUCCACUUAAAGUGCGAGUAUGAUGUCAAAAAAUAUAAUAAUAGUGAUGGCAAAUAUCUCUUUUCCUUCCGCGACAAGCUCCUGCUAAUCUAAGAAGACAGAAACCACUUCAAUGUGAGGAUUAUUUCAGCAAAAGGGUGAAUUAUGCCAAGGUCCAGUUUCAGAAGAUGUUCUUUCCCCAGCUGCUGUAAAUUUGUAUAUAUGACGGCUCCAAACGACAUCAACAUCAUGAGAAUUGAACUUGGUUCUUGCUACACAAUACAGGAUAAACAGCUUUAUACGGUUUAUUACAACAAUAACCAAUCAAAGCAGACUCUGUAUGAGGACCGUUGCUGUAAAGGCGACAUCUAUGUGUAUUAUGAUUAUCUUCCCCACGAAAGCCCAAGAACAACUUUGCCAACAACCAGAACAGGAAUACGAGCCGCAUCUUCAACCCAUUCAAGGACUCCUCUCUCCACUGGUCCUCCAGAAGUUUCCAUUCUCUCGGAUCCCAAGAACAAUUUUGUACUGGUCAUCAUUUUUGUGAGUUUAGCAUUGCUAAUACUCCUGGGAGUCUGCGCACUGCUGUAUAGACGCUUCAGGAAAUCAAGGUCGGCACCGGUGGAAGAGUUUACAGACCAUUGCGAUUACUUAGUUAUUGAAGAAUCUCGAAUCACCACACACAAUUACAGUGUUAUUGAGGCGACAAACGGAUCCUAUCCACAACAAGAACACAAUCGAUACACAACAAUCCUGAGUUCAACUACAACUUCCAUUCCUUGUCAAUCAAGUGAAUACGAAACUGUUCAAAUGAAUACUGAACCCGACAAUCUGCGUGGUGGGGUACACGUACCAUAGGCUGUCUAAAGAUCCAAUUUCCACCACCUUCUGCAUAAUAUUCAAUUUUAUGUUUGUUUAAGGAGGUUGGCACCUGAAAAAAUAGUAAUGUCAAUCAUCCAAAAACCACUUGGAUAUAAAGAUGAGUACCAAAAAUGUUCAUCUAUUUUAUUUGUGACCCAUGUCACAUGCCAUUUUUUAAAAAAAUAUAGGACCCAAACAAGAAAUGAUAAUUUUUCUCAAAUUUUUGCUUAAAUCUAACAUGUAAAUUGAUAAUUUGAAGAAAUCAAACAAAUAUUUAUAGUUUGAACUAUUAUUUAGUUAUGAUUUUAAUACAGUAUGAAGUUGGACACAUGUAGUGGCUUAAAAAGUAAAUCCAAGUCAAAGUUUAAAAAUUCUUGCUUUACUGAUGGCUUCAAAGGCCAGUACAUAAUGAACACAACAACAAAUGUUACACAAAAGUUUGGAGUAAUCAUGCAAAUAAAAAAUUAUAGUAAUGUCAUCUUUCUAAAACUUUGCAUACAAAUAGACAUACAUUUAAUGUCUCAUUUAAGAAUAAAACAAAAAAUUUGAGAUAUAGCAUGAAAUAAGUUAUUUUUAGGCCAAAAUUGGAGUUACUUUUUCUGAAUCUCUAUGAAAUAUAAGCUAAAUAUGCCAAUAUAUAUAUAUAUUGAUAGAAAUAUCAAAAUAUUGUUUUAACAUGUUUUUUUUAGAACAUCAUGAAUGUAUCGUAAUACACAAACUAUCUAGAAGUUUGCUAUGCGAUAAAAAUUAGGAAGCUUAAGUAACAGUACUCUAAAACUAGUGAGUUAUGACAAUUAUUCAUUUCCUUUUUUUAAAAACCUUCCACCAAAAAUUGUGAUUUAUACUACUAGAAUUAAUACGUGAUGCAGAAUUUUCAGAUUAGAGGUGCCCCAAAAUGACUACCCUAAACCUAAGGAGCGAACCUCUUUAAGUUGAAGAAAAAUGAGAAAAAAUAUGAGGGAGGCUAGACUCCACAGCCCCCUCCCCUCCCAUGCGACUUGCCUGAAAUAUAAUACUAAUAAAUAAUUAUACGUGCAUUUCAACCCUAGAGGAAUGAAAAUUUACUUUUUUUGACAUGUCUCUAUCUAAUAACCGAGCAGACGAAUUUUAUGAUUCUUGUAUAUUUUAAACUGCAUAGUAUUACUCAUUUAAUAUAACAUUUAAAACAUUGUGUACAUAAUAAAUUAAAAGUACUUCCCUAUAUACGGCAUUUCCGUUGUAAAGGAAAAUGGCCCCGUUUUAAGCAAUGAAUUAUAGAAAAUAUACCAUGCUUUUGAUAAAAUUAUUCUAUUACAAGAGUGAAUAAAUAUGGCACAUCCUGA